Molecule: messenger RNA, 1311 nt
Organism: Glarea lozoyensis ATCC 20868
Lineage: Eukaryota; Fungi; Ascomycota; Leotiomycetes; Helotiales; Helotiaceae
Product: P-loop containing nucleoside triphosphate hydrolase
Exons: 2
Coding region: 1-1311 (436 amino acids)
Molecular function (GO): helicase activity
Source: RefSeq, a predicted model, not a curated record
AUGUGGGAUUGCCGUCGUGGAAUUCCUGAUGAGAACUACAAUCUCGCAACUCGUGAGCUUACCCCAACACAGCGACGAGAGCUGGACAUGAUUGUUACUGAAGUUCCAAACGGUAUUCUUCUUAUCACGGGAGGACCUGGCUUUGGAAAGACAACAGCAGUUGUUGCUCUUGUCAACCUUCAUUUACUGUCCGGAAAGCUCUUAUAUGGGCUUGCAAGCGCGAACUCUGCCGUCGAUAACUUCCAUGAGCGUACGCUCAAGGGCACAGCCGGCACAAAGCGACUCCAGCGUGUUUACACUGAGUCACAUGAGAUUAGAUGGCUGGAAGAUCUAGAUGCAAGUAACUUCCACAGCUUGCCAACGCUAAAAGAAUUCCCAUCGGACCCUCAAGCCAUAUAUAGAGGAUCCUUGUCUCAAACGGUACUCCAAAUUGCGGGCGUCAUUCCUACCGAGGAAGACUGGCUACUGGAACUUAGAGGCGAACACCCCGAUCUUGUCGCUUUUUUGCAGACACCUGUUGCCCAGCGCGAUCAUGUAGUAGAUGCGAGACAGGGGCGCCAAACUUGGUACAAAAACAUUUUCGCUGCUAUUCUUGGCAAGGUUGACAUGGUCUUUUGUACAACAACCUGCUCUGGAGAGAGAUUUCUACGGGACUUCAACAAGAAAGUCAAGUGUCAUGUCUUCGAUGAAGCUGCCUCUACAGGAACCCGAAAUAUUAAUAUCCUGGAAAGGACUCGGGCAAAAAAUGGCGAGAGAAUCAACAAGCUUGCCCCAGAAGCUGGGUUACCAAUGAUGGAGCGAUUGUACAAGGACGGAUGGCCGAGAUGGAAUCAGCACGAGCAGUUACGAAUGCCUGCAGGUCUUUUCGACGUUGCUGCAGUCACCUGCUAUAAUUCCAAACAGCCAUGGAGCUACGGAGAGGUUAACAGUCUCGAAAACGAUCCUAGCUUGUUUCCACAGGCGCGACUUUUUGAAAAGUGGGCGAAAGAGAAAAAAGCUGUCAAUCCUGUAGCGAAUCGUCCAGCAACACGUGUUACCCCAGCGCCAAAGUUUCAUGUGUACCCAUUAUUGGUAGACGUCCAGGACACAUACGCUUACAAGAACGUUAGAGGAACAUCUGGAGGAAACACCCAGACAGCUCACUAUGUCCUCACAUACAUGAAAGACUUGGUACAAAAGGGUAUCGCAAAAGUGUCUGACUUUGGGGUUGUUACACCCUACCUUGAGGAGGUUGCGCUGUACAACGAGGUUAAACGAACUAUACCUUUCUUCAAAUAUUUGAAAGUCACCACUGCCUGCCACUGCCAAUAA